Messenger RNA from Tetranychus urticae (two-spotted spider mite), 1226 nucleotides. NCBI's taxonomy places the organism in Eukaryota, Metazoa, Arthropoda, Arachnida, Trombidiformes, Tetranychidae. The record is from RefSeq and is a predicted model, not a curated record.
GUUUUUGAUUCAGUUUAGAAGAAGUUUCAUGUUCAAUGAGUUUGUUCAAAAUUCAGUUUAAGUAAAAAUUAUUCAAAUUUAUUAUUAUUAAUUGUGGAACUAUUUUUUGUUAAUUGUGUUCAACAUUAUUUAUUGUUACUUCCUCCAUGGCAAUUUUCGGGGAUAUUGCUACUAUUCGGACUUGUAUUGAGCCAUUCACAUGUAUAUUUCCUUCUCUUACACCGUAUGGACAGGAUAAAAUUAUUUUCAGUGAAAGUAAACAUCUUGCUGUACUCUAUGAUUUGAAUACAUGCUUACCAAUUAAGUGUUGGACUUUCAGUGAACUAGACUCGCUAGUUGCACCUCUAAUUUAUGACCAUGUAAACGAAAAAUUUGUUGCUGUUAAACAAUUGAAAGUAGCUUUAUAUAAAUGCGACUCUGAGGAUGAUCUUGUUCAAGUUAGGCUUGGUAAAUCAAUUCAUUGCUUACUCGCCAGUCCUAUCAAAGAGUCUUUAGUACUAUUUAAAAAUGGGUUUGUUCGACCGUUGGGUUCAGUAAUUGCCGAAAAGGGAAAAUUUCCCGGAGAUGGUAUCAUUCCAGAAAGCGAGGAAAUAAUAAAAACUACCAUUAAUCAAUUUAAUCCAGAAUCAUCGUGGGUUGCUCUAUUAACUAAAACUCAAAAUUGUUUCAAUAAACUUUAUAUGAUCAAAGCAGAUUUUAUUAAUGGACUGGGAAAUUUUGAUGCCAAGUACACAGUAAAACAAAAUUACAAAUGUUUAACAAUGACAAAAAGUGGGAAACCUAUUGGUUUAACCGAAAAUGGAAACAUCCAUCUUCUUGAUAUUGAUGGCGACCAACUUCUGCUAUCUCUACGUGAUUCCAUCACAAUAAGUGCACUUUGUUUACCUGAGGAAGAUACACUAGCCGUUGUUGUUCGAGAAGGGGAAACUUAUUCAUUGAAAAUAGUUAAUUUGAAAUUUAAAGUUAUCACUAGCCAAUUACCUCUAGACAUUGUACCUAUACCUGAUUUUAUAUCCCAAUCAAAUGGAAAACUCUUCAUCGCCAGCCCAAAAGCAAUGUUGUGCAUACAAUAUGAAAUCAAGCCCGCUACUUUGGCUAGCGUCAUGGGGAAAAAUUUCGUUCCAAAUAACAAAAGCUGUAAACAGCAGCCUUCUUCUGACCAUAUCUUUCUCGAUUCAUCGACAGAUAUAAAAAUAACUACACUAUUAACUGAUGGCAUCCCUUGA